UAUCCAUCUCGGGCAUGCACAGGACAAUUUAUUGAAAUCAUCAUCAUCUUAUCAUUUUGAGUACUUGAGGAAAACCUUUAUUAUGUAACUAGAGUGUCUUCUGUCGGAAGUCAGAAUCGUCAGUUCAGCUUCACGUCUACCGUGUUUUAGCGCCGAGAGAAGGCCAUGGCUCGAGGGCAGCAGAAGAUCCAGUCUCAGCAGAAGAACGCAAAGAAAGCAGCUGAGAAGAAGAAAGGUCAAGGAGCAGAUCAGAAGACAGCAGCCAAAGCAGCGCUGGUCCACACAUGUCCUGUCUGCAAGACACAGAUGCCAGACCCCAAGACUUUUAAACAGCAUUUUGAAAGCAAACACCCAAAAUCUCCUAUGCCUCCUGAGCUGGUGGAUGUUCAAGCCUAAAGGACACAAGAAACCAACAUGGACCUAAAACAGGGAUCCUGAGGAAUGAAACAUGAUUCGACUCAGCCGACUGACUUGAUUUGCUGUAUUUCACAAACAUAGACCAUGUGGACACAAUGUCAAGGAGAUCUUAGGAUGGACUCGAGCACACCAGCGCACAUAUAUAUAUUUUUAUAUUUUUAUAAGUGCAUAUUUCUUCCAUCUUUUCAAAGUGUGCUGUGACCUAACCAUCUCAUUGCCAUGUGCUUAAACUCGCCAUAUUUAUUCACCACUUUCUCAAAACCCUGUGGCACUUCGUCCCUAUAAAGUAAAAAAAAAAAAAGAUUAGGUGCUGGAAUGUAUAAAAAUGUAUGAGCUCUGAUCUUUUUGCUGUGAACCAAAAUGGAGAGGGGCACCAAUCGGGAUUGACAUGGUCAAAAUAAUCACAAAUGCUGUGAAUUUGCACCUGUUCAAGCAGUCAGAAUAAUAUCUGAGUCAGGACCCACGGACCCGCUUGUUACUUUGUUUUCUAAAGUUUUCAAUAAAUGUAUAUGCAUAUAGUCCA
Messenger RNA from Cyprinus carpio (common carp), 940 nucleotides. RefSeq names its product transcriptional regulator ZNF706. Lineage: Eukaryota; Metazoa; Chordata; Actinopteri; Cypriniformes; Cyprinidae. The record is from RefSeq and is a predicted model, not a curated record.